Messenger RNA from Osmerus eperlanus (European smelt), 6340 nucleotides. RefSeq names its product family with sequence similarity 83 member Ha (gene sack1ha). The record is from RefSeq and is a predicted model, not a curated record. The transcript has 6 exons. Bases 319 to 5703 code for a protein of 1794 amino acids. Gene Ontology annotation, molecular function: keratin filament binding; protein kinase binding. NCBI's taxonomy places the organism in Eukaryota, Metazoa, Chordata, Actinopteri, Osmeriformes, Osmeridae. Gene Ontology annotation, biological process: positive regulation of cell migration; signal transduction; intermediate filament cytoskeleton organization. Gene Ontology annotation, cellular component: keratin filament.
AGUUCGCACUCGACUCGGUCAGGGACUCGCUCAUUUCGGGAAGCCUUGGGGACAUCUAACUUGGACAGUGCGCAAGGCGGGGCAACAUUGACGACAGUGUCUUGGCCACAGAAUCUUCAUUCUUGCCUCAAGCAUGAAAAUAAACUGGUUUGGCCUGCGAAGAUGAUAAAGCUACGCAACAGAGCUCUUUCACAAGACGUUCACCGGUAGGCUAUGUGACUAGAAAAAUAACUGACGACGAGGAUAAUAGACUAGGCUACGUGAGUUGAAGAAGAAACGUAAACGAAAAGAAUCUUUACGUCGAUCUGAGAGAUCACUAUGGCCCACCGCUCUCAAUGUUCAUCAGCUGGUGAUAACCCUCUGGACCCUCAUUAUCUGCCUCCCCACUAUCGAGAGGAGUAUCGCCUGGCAAUUGAUGCACUUGUAGAGAAAGACUUGGAGAGCUAUUAUGGUUUUCUCCAGAAUGCAAAUGUGGUUGACUUCCUUUCUAGACAGGAGGUUAAGUACAUUAAGCACACAACACAGAUGCCACAUCAGAGCACACAGCCUGAGCUGUGUGCACCUGAGCUGUACCUGGGCCCUGGGGGUGAGGGAUCUUCAGACACAUACUGGCCCAUGCACUCUGACUUGGAUGCACCUGGCCUUGACCUCGGCUGGCCCCAACAGCAUCGUUUCAUCGGCCCCACAGAAGUCACCACACUGGUGAACCCAUCUGAGCCUGAUAUGCCCAGUAUCAAAGAACAUGCUCGUCGACUUAUUAAGAAUGCUCAACAACUGGUAGCCGUGGUCAUGGACAUGUUUACAGAUGUUGACAUCUUUGCUGAUAUUCUGGACGCUGCCGGGCGAAAUGUUGCAGUCUAUAUCCUUCUGGAUGAACAUAAUGUGCACCAUUUUACUAACAUGGUUUCCAAUUGCCGGGUAAAUUUGGAGAAUAUUCCGUUAAUGCGAGUGAGAACAGUGUCUGGCUUGACCUAUUACUGUCGAACUGGGAAAUCCUUCAAGGGCCAGAUGAUGAAUAGAUUCUUGCUGACAGACUGUAGGGCAGUGCUGAGUGGAAAUUACAGCUUUAUGUGGUCAUUUGAAAAGAUUCACCGCUGCAUAGCUCACCUUUUCCUUGGACAGCUGGUGACUACUUUUGAUGAAGAAUUUCGUAUUCUCUUUGCCCAGUCCCAACCUUUGAUAUUUGAAAAUGUACUAUCUCCAAUGCCAGACUUCAGCAGCUUGUCUGACAGGCUAAGCAGCACUGAUCAGACACCAUUAUUCAGAGAUCCUAGAAAAGUCCUGCCCAUAGGAAGCACUGGCUCUAUGGAAUGGGCCAGACAUUCCUUUGAUGAGCGAAUGUACUUAGACCAGAAACAGAUGGCUCUCAGGAAGCACAAGUCUAGUGUCCACAGGUCACUAGACCAAGGACAGUUGGAAAUGUACAACUCUUCCCAGCAUUUGAGAAUGGAUCCAUCUCUUAUUGAGCAAGGUUACCCUAUGGUCCCCUCUCCCAACACAAUGGACUCAAAUGAAUUUAAAAGUCACAGUUUUGCUGAGGGCGCUCAUGGCAGAGUCCCAUCAUAUCGAUUCAUGCAGCACCAGACCAUGCAGGGCUUUGAGACCCAGGGGAGGCAGAUGCACAGAGAACAACAAAGGGAACACCCUCUGUACCAGAGAGCAGGACCAGAACCAGGUUAUGCUGGCUAUGAUAAGUUCAGGGGUUAUGGGUAUCCUUCGAUGGAUCAGUAUACACAAGCUGAAUACCCACCAGAAAUGGAGCCUGAGCCCUAUGACCCUGUACUCAAUUAUUUGUCAUCCACCAGUUAUUUAGCGAUGAACGACGACUCAUGCAAAGCAGCUUCAGGGGAGAUUUCACUUGGUCUACCACAUCCAAAAAGAAUAAGUAUCGGACAGCCAUAUGCCUGUCGGCGCUCCCCAACACAGAAAAUGCCUUCUGAACAAAAUGAGUUCUUCCAGCAGCCCAACAUGGAUCACGAAACACCAGACCUUAAUGCCAAACAGGGUAUGCGAGAUUGGAGGAUCAGCUCAUAUCUCAGUGCUUUUGAUGAUACAGGAGAUGAAGAUGUGUCAAUGCAACCACCCAUUGGGAUUGACCCUUUUGAAGAGCCUCUGAAACAUAUACAAGUCGAGUCCUCAGGUCCAGUGCUGUCAGACUCAAUGUUUCGUACUAAAGAAAUACCUAAGUUUCAAACAGCACCUAGAGUAAGUAAGCUCCCAUAUUACACCAAAUCGAUCCUCCCAGAGUUUAAGAAAGUGCCCGAUAUUGUUGUCACUAUGUCAUCAGAGGCUGAUACAACACCAUCAGAGUCAUCAUCGACUACAGAAGCGGAAAAGACAGAGGAGGUGGAGGUUAAGGAACCCAAAGAGAUCUGUGUAAAAAGGGAAGAGUCUUUCCGCAAGAGUUACAAUGCAGCAGUCCAGAGGAGUUCUAGGCUGAGAUCCUCACUAAUAUUUAGCUCUCAACUCGAGCAGCAUUUCUCCCAAGACACGCAAACUACCUCUGGACAGCAUGAUGAGGAAACGAGCAAGAAUGAAAAUGACCAAUUCAAAUUACCCUUUGCCUCUCCGAUGCUGGUAAAACGGAGAUCCUUCACCCGGGAACCUUUUGAAUGGAGCCGUUACGUAAAGUCAGUAGGUACUGACAGCACAAUCACUGAGUCUUCCAAAUCUGAUGACUUAGUCCAUGAUACAGGUGUAACGGAAUUACCUAAAGUUCUUCCUGAUGACAAAGAGAUAAAGAAACAACCAAAACCUACUGAAGUGGAGCAAACAGUUUUACCGGCAGUACCGCCACCCAAGCGCUCUCAAGAUGAGCAACUGAAAACUAUGAAAAUAGAACUGAAAACCGAACAACUAACACACUCAACCAAGCCAUUUUCAAGCAGUAUGACCUAUGUAGACAUGAGUGAUCCAGAUAGUAGACUUAUGUUUUUCAAAGAGUUAGCUGCCAAGCGAAAAGCUGAAAAGAAUGCACCACUGGUGAACAUCCCUGAAAAGGCUUGUAUAAAGACUGAUCACUCAGUAACCACAAGUGACCAAAGAACCGAAACCGCAUCCCAAAAGGUAGAGCCUGGACUCUCUGAAGUUCCAAAAACAACAGUAGAAGCUGCCAUCAAUAUAUCAGCCAAGCCAGCAAAAAUAGAUAGAACACCUGAGACAACAUCAUUUUCUCAGGAGAUAAAGAGCAAGAUGUCAACAGUAACAUGUGAACAAUCAAAUCUUAAUCCCAAUGAGGCCUUUAAACCUAAGGAGCAGGAUCCAAAUAUUCCCCCAAAUGUCUCUCAACCCCUUAACAGAGUUGUCUCUAGUAAUGAGGGAGUACUUCCAGGUUCUACUGAUGCUGAGAAGAUUGAAUUGAAGAGAAACCAGAUUGUAAGAGAAAUAAAGCAAAAUGAUCCUACUACCUCAAAUAGUACCUUUGUGGGCUCAAACACAAUUGAAAAGCAGUGUAGACCACCUGACAGCAGUUCAACAGGCUCAUCAAUCAACCCUAUCUCUUCAGUAUCAUCACCCUCUCCCAAUCAAUCAACACAAAUUGAAAUUUCCUCAUCUCAUCCACCCACACAAUCCAAUAUGCUAUCAUCUCUUCAUCCCACUCCUGUUUCAAAUGACUCAGCUAAAACUUUAACCUCAACAAAAUGCAGUGAAAGUCUCACUAAAGGGACAAUCAUAGAUUAUACACCAUCUUUGAAUGAGCCCAGUUCAUCAGUUUCACCCCAAACAGACCACUUAUUUCCACCUAAUUCAUCUCCUCAGUGUGUCCCAGGAACAAAACCAUGUCCACCAACUAUUCCAUCAGAAUCUGGCACCUCAACCCUUUCCAUUCCUUUGGAGUCCAGUCAGUCGGCUAGUCCCGAUGAGUCUGUUUUGCCAAUCAACCCUGAAGAAACUAAAGCCAAUGAAUCUCAAAGUUCCCUUCCAGUCAAACCACCAUUUAAAACCAAAAAAGGAGGAUCCAGCUCCUCUACACCACCCCAUACAGAACGCAUCUCUGCUCCACAGCCCAGCUUAGCAACAUUAGAAACCAGUUCUACUCCUCAUCCUGCUCCCUCAUCAACAAGUUCUACUCUUCAUCCUGCUCCCUCAGAAACUCAUUCUACCACUCAUCUUGUUACCCCAGGAACAAGUUCUACUCUUCAUCCUGCUCCCACAGCAGCAAGUUUGACUCUUCAUCCUGUUACCCCAGAAACAAGUUUGACUCCUCAUCCUGUUACCCCAGAAACAAGUUUGACUCCUCAUCCUGUUACCCCAGAAACAAGUUCUACUCAUCAUCCCGUUACACCAGGACAAAGUUCUACUUCUCACCACGUUACCCCAGGAACAAGUUCUACUCCUCAUCCUGUUACCCCAGAAACAAGUUUGACUCCUCAGCCUGUUACCCCAGAAACAAGUUCGACGACUCCUCCCGUUACCCCAGAAACAAGUUCUACUCAUCAUCCUGUUACACCAGGACAAAGUUCUACUUCUCACCAUGUUACCCCAGGAACAAGUUCUACUCCUCAUCCUGUUACCCCAGAAACAAGUUUGACUCCUCAGCCUGUUACCCCAGAAACAAGUUUGACGACUCCUCCCGUUACCCCAGAAACAAGUUCUACUCCUGCUACCUCAGCAGCAAGUUCGACUCCUCAUCCUGUUGGCACAGGAACCAGCUCAACUUUACACUCUGUUUCCUCUUCCACUAGCUCCAACCCACAUCCUGAUUCCCCAAAAGCUAGCUCCACUCUACAUCCUGUUGCCUCAGCAAACAGCUCCACUCCUCAUCCUGUUCUCUUUUCAACCAGUUCCACUACCCUAUGUCAAGAAAAUACCCCCGAAUCACAAACACAACAUAGCUCUCUGUCAGAAACAACUCAGAACGAAUCUCUCUCUCCAAUAAUGACAGAUGUUUCUUGCUAUACUGCAACAGAAUCAUGUUCUUCCCCCGAAUCUCACUCUGACAGUGUCUUAGUUGCGUCUUCUGAGAAUUACAAAACAGAGGUCACCACUCCCGAGAUCAGCCCAACCCCAGACAAAUCCAGCUCCCUUUCAGACCCCACCUCAACAGAAUCAAGUGAAUCUCCCUUCCCCACACACAUAGAAUCAUGCUCUUCAUCUACGCAGACUAAUUCUACUUCCUCAGUCAAUACAGUUCUAACAGAGUUCAACCAAAUUCCCAACUCUACUUCAGGUGAAUCCAAUACCCCAAAUCUAUCUAUUGUUGUUGAAAACAAUAGCCUGAAUAAGGAGCCUUUAAGUGAACUUUGUGUGGAGUCAAAACCUGAAACAUCUGAGGAAUCUGUUUUCCAUGAAUCACAAAUUGAUGAAGCAAACGUUACCCCAUCAGCUUCAGAGAGUGCAUCAGAUCAAGUCAUUCCAAUUUCACCUCAGUCAAAGAAUUCAAAAGUAAGCCAGUCCCGCUACCAUUCAUCUACUGCCAAUGUACUGUCAAGUAGUAACCUCAGAGAUGAUACAAAGAUUUUGUUAGAACAGAUAUCUUCAAACAGCCAAAGCCGAGCAGAGCUCGCCAAAGAAACCGCUGUCACAGAUGAUGCCAAAGAAGAUGAGGCUCACAGGGUGGGGAGUGUGGAAGAAGGGACUAUUGAACGAUCACAGUCCAGUAGGCAGUGUAGGACUGAUCAGGAGCGGCAGAAUCUGCUUAAGAAGAUCAAAAGCAUGCGAAAGGAGAAGAAAGUCUACAGCCGGUUCGAGAUGGCACCUUAAUGGGUGAAGAGAGCACAGACAAAGACCAUCACACUGGACUGAAGAAAACUGUUUAAUAAGCAUCCUAUGACUAUCAGUUGAUUUAAAAGCAACUGUGACAUUUGUUGAAAGCAUUUGCAAAGAUGGACCAAAAAUAAAUGACUCAGAGAGGUCCAUGUUCUGCUGCUCCAAAGGAUCUCACACAUUGUGGGCCUGAAACAGUGAUUCCUAUUCAGCUGAAUGAAUGACAACCACUCUUAUAAAAUAUGCAUCGUUGUAAUCAAUGAUUACUUGUUACUGUCUGUGGGGGGAGUAUUAUAGUUGUGGGUGUGGUAUGAAUAAAAUGUGAUAUAAUAUUUUGACAAUGUGAAGUGUGCUCAAACAAAGAUUUCUUCUUGAGUAUUCACGUCUAGAUUUUGACAACAAAUUUAUCUACUGUUUGUAACAUUUUUGUAUUCUUAACUCAAAUAUAAGGGAAAAUGUACUAGGAAAGUAUGCCUAAAGUGCCCUUUAGUAUGCUAUCUAUAGGUGCUGACUUGCUUUACUAGACUGGCCAACCAAAACAUGUCAAUGAGCAUAUAGUCCUUUAGUUACUGUGUCUAUACAGCUUACUGCUGUCUUUUCUGCUCAAAAUAAAGUGAAUGUUUAUUAUAGAAGC